GGCAGCACGUUUACAUGCUCUAGGGUUUUCGCCUAAAAAACGUUUUGUGUUGUAUGUGUAUGAAGAAGAGGACAAAGAAAACGUGUUCACUUGUUUUCUUCUCUCCGCCAUGGAAACACAAACGAUGAUGAAGCUUACUAAUGUAAACAUGAAGUCAGACUCGCUUCCGGUUGAUCUCGUGAUGGAGAUACUCAAACGGCUGCCGGUUAAAACCCUUAUCCGGUUCCUUUCCGUAUCUAAGCUAUGGGCUUCCACCAUCCGCAGUCGAGAUUUUAUGAAGUUAUUCCUGAACGUGUCUUUGACUAGACCUAAAGGUCUCCUCUUCUUGUUCAGACAUGGAUACUGCGGACUGGCUCUUUACCCUAAAACGCAUGAACCAUCUUCUUUUACCACUUUCCACGUGAGUUUCCACUCCUCACAAUGGUCCACCGUUUCUCCUUCUGUCCACGGUUUGAUUUGCUAUGCACAAGCCACUACACUUGUGAUAUAUAACCCUUGCACUAGACGAUCCAUUGCCUUGCCUGAGAUCGAUACAUGGAGGAGACCCAUACGCUACUACUUGGGCCAUGAUCCCAUGGAGAAUGAUUAUAAAGUGUUGUGCGCCAUGUUAGGAGGUACUCGCGAUUUAGUUAAGGAGUUUCGGGUUUUGACACUGGGAACGGAGAGCUCAUGGAAGAUGAUUGAAAAUAAUCUCAUUUCUCACGCUCCAUUCGGACGAGAGCUGUGUAUAAAUGGUGUUUUAUAUUAUCAAGGGACUGAUGCAAGGACGUAUGAUUUGACAAUCGUGAGUUUUAAUGUUAGGUCAGAAAAAAUUUAUCCUAUCAAAGGACCUAGUGGUAGUAGUGUUUUUAUGCACUUUGAGUCUUCAAAGUUGAUAAGCUACGAGGAAAAGCUAGCUGUCCUCUUCUUUGCAAAGGACGUUCGAUUGUGUGUAUUAGAAGAUGCUGCUAAGGAGGAAUGGUCGAUGAAGACUUUUGUUUUAUCUACAGCAAUCUCGGCUUUGAACGGGUAUGGAAACUCUCGAUCCACUGUGACUGACACGGGUGAGAUUAUAACUGCACCACGUUUUUUGCAUGCAUCAGUAGUUAACCUCGACUAUUAUGAUAUGAAGACAAGUAGUGAGCGAACAGUUUAUAUACUUGGAAACAAAACAGAGGAUACCGUCUAUUAUGUGGAGUCUCUCUCAUCUAACCUGGUAGAGAAUCUCAUGUUUUUGUAA
Raphanus sativus (radish) is the source of this 1219-nucleotide messenger RNA. RefSeq names its product putative F-box protein At4g38870. The transcript has a single exon. Gene Ontology annotation, molecular function: protein binding. NCBI's taxonomy places the organism in Eukaryota, Viridiplantae, Streptophyta, Magnoliopsida, Brassicales, Brassicaceae. The record is from RefSeq and is a predicted model, not a curated record. Bases 110 to 1219 code for a protein of 369 amino acids.